Messenger RNA from Catharus ustulatus (Swainson's thrush), 1633 nucleotides. It is a transcript of the gene CAVIN1, whose product is annotated as caveolae associated protein 1. Gene Ontology annotation, biological process: transcription initiation at RNA polymerase I promoter; termination of RNA polymerase I transcription. NCBI's taxonomy places the organism in Eukaryota, Metazoa, Chordata, Aves, Passeriformes, Turdidae. The transcript has 2 exons. The coding region runs from base 185 to 1270 and encodes 361 amino acids. Gene Ontology annotation, cellular component: caveola; cytoplasm. Gene Ontology annotation, molecular function: rRNA primary transcript binding. The record is from RefSeq and is a predicted model, not a curated record.
CCACUGGACGGCUGUGCGGAGCUGUGCCAUUUGAAUUUCAGCACAGACACUCACUCACUGCGCUCCCCAUUCCUGGCGUGUCUCCCAGUGCGGAGUUUAGCUGAGGCUCGGGCUCAGUUUUCCCUGCUCUCUCCCUGCAGUGACAGCUCCUCCGGGCUCCGUGAGCCAGGACUCCCGAGCGACCAUGGAGGACACCACCUUGCAAAUCAUCGAGCCCCCCACUGUUUCUGAGACCUCGGAGGAGCAGGCGCCCGAGGAGCCCAUCAAAGCAGACCAGAUCAACGGCGUGAUGGUGCUGACCCUUCUGGACAAGAUCAUCGGAGCUGUGGAUCAGAUCCAGCUGACCCAAACACAGCUGGAGGAGAGACAGCAAGAGAUGGAUAGCGCAGUGACCAGCAUCCAGGGAGAGCUGACCAAGCUGACCAAGGCACACACCACCACCAGCAACACCGUCAACAAAAUGCUGGAGAAGGUGCGCAAGGUGAGCGUCAACGUGAAAACGGUGCGGCAGAACCUGGAGAAGCAAGCCGGGCAGAUCAAAAAGCUGGAGGCCAACGAAGCGGAGCUCCUGAAACGCAGGAACUUUAAAGUCAUGAUCUAUCAGGACGAAGUGAAGCUCCCAUCUAAACUGAGCAUUAGCAAGUCCCUAAAGGAAGGUGAAAAGCUGGAGAAGGAAGGUGAGGGUGAGGAGGUCCCUGUGGGUGAGGACCAUGCAGAGGAGGACCAUGUCCAGCUCUCCUCAGAUGAGGAGGUGGAGAUUGAGGAGAUUAUUGAAGAGUCACGGGCAGAACGCAUCAAAAGGAGCGGCAUGAAAAGGGUGGAUGACUUUAAGAAGGCAUUCUCAAAGGAGAAGAUGGAAAAGACUAAGCUAAAGACCAAGGAAAACCUGGAGAAGACCCGCCACAACUUGGAGAAGACCCGCCACAACCUGGAGAAGAGGAUGAACAAACUGGGCACUAAAAUUGUGACUAACGAAAGGAGAGAGAAGAUGAAGAGCUCUCGGGACAAACUGAGGAAGUCUUUCACCCCUGACCACACCAUCUAUGCCAGGUCCAAGACAGCUGUCUACAAAGUGCCACCCUUCACUUUCCAUGUCAAGAAAAUAAGAGAGGGUGAGGUGGAGGUGAAAGCCACAGAGCUGGUGGAGGUUGGUGGAGAGGAAGGAGAAAAUUCAGAUCUGAUGCGUGGGGAGAGCCCCGACAUGCACACGCUGCUGGAGAUCACGGAGGAGACUGACGCGGUACUGGUGGACAAGAGUGACAGCGAGUAGGACAGACUGCAGAACACAAGGGUUGGUGGAUGACAGCUGAACACAUUAUCACUCACAUUUCGAGCUCUCCCUGCCCUGGAGCCCCAGGGAAGUGUACACGAUGUAUCCUUCUUACCCUGCAGAGCCCACGCUGAUCCCCUGCCUGCUUGUACAAGGUGUAUUUUAUAUUUUAGUUUUAGCGCAUAAACAUUAGGAACAUGGAACUGAUUUUCUUACACUACUAAAUCACCCUUGGAGACCAUUCCUGCUGCAGCCUUCUUGCCCCACACCUGAAGAUAGGCUUUGAGUGACAGGGCCCUGACUGAGCUGGAGAGUGCUGAUCCCAAGACAAUGGCUGUACAGCUGAAAAUUCAAGAGUCCUCC